CUAGCUAACUUUACUACUACUUUAUGCAAUUCUGUGCAAUUUUCAAAGAAUAAAUAGAAGCAGUGGGGCUACAAUGAUGGCUGAAACUGAAGCCAACUGAAUGCAUAAAUAUUAGAAGUAAACACACACAGCAAGAGCAUUCGCAUUGGCAUAAGAUAAGCGUGUCACAAAGAUUGGCAUGUGAGACAAACAAUGUAGAACUUGAAGCCAAAAGAUCAAAUAUACCUUUAAUUAAAACGUGAUGUAUGUGUAAGUGUGCUUAUGUUUAUGAGUAAGGGCUUUAGUAAACUCCAGUAUGUCUGCAGUGAUUUUUUUUGGGGAAAAUACGGUUGUUGUGCUCAUUCAUUUUCAUUAUUCAGUUGGUUGGUGGUGGCAUUAAAACCUUUGUGUAAACCAAGGAGGAGCAAUCCUUUGUAACUACUGUUUAAACCCAUUUAGGUCUGACUAAAAGCUAAGAAAAAAAUGUGCAUACAGGCAAACAGUUCUUCUCUGUAGGUACCUAUGCUGUACAAAGUUGUACUUGGCUGCUCAGUGCCGCAGUGGUUAGCACUGCUGCCUUGCAGCAAAAAGAUUCUGGGUUUGAUUCCUGGCCUGGGGUCUUUCUGCAUGGAGUUCUCUCCGGGUGUUCUGGCUUCCUCCCACAGUCCUAAAACAUGACUGUUAGGUUAAUUGGCUUCUAGGUGUGACUCCUGUUUCACCCUGUGAGCAUACCGAAUGAUAUGUGGUAGUUGCUCAUUCUUGACCUCCAACUGUUGUGAAGUCUGAAUUUGGCGGACAUCGCCCAGGAAGUACUUCUUGUGAUCAACGGCCUGAAAGGCGAUUGCCAGCAAUGCGUCGUGGAGCGCAUAGGGUGUGGCAGGACAAGACGCGUGACAGGACACUGCAUCCAUUCCUGUCUCCAGUCAUCUUGACCUGUCUUGCCACUUGAUCUAGAUGGUCUCAGACGAGAGAGUGAUGUCGACUUGCGAAACUCUUCCUCACUUUAAACAAAGUCAUGGGGCAAGUCAUAUAUCAUCCUUCCAUCUCAUCCCCUUUGACCCCAACUUCCCCAACCAUAGGAUGAAUAGAUGGCCCUCGUCGUAUUGACGGAAGAACAUGACAAGGUUGUUCAUACUAAUGUAGCCUCAGUGGUGGAACUCUUUUUGGUUUUUCAUUGAGUUUCAUCGUUUAUUGGUCAAAUAAAUGUCAGAAAAGGUUCAGUAGAUCCAGAUAUUUACUCAUGUUUAAGACAAUCUUCGUAAAGUAACGGGUAAUAAACCACUCCUCUGUGCUGACCCGUUUGUAUCACUUUCAACAUCCUUGAGACGUUAAGGUAGUUGUGUUAACUGAGCUGACUCCUGUUUCAUGGACUCAUCAGAUGGUUGCUAUGGACUCAUGACUCCACAGCAACAGCAGCAGAUUACUGUUACACCCUUAACGGGCAUCAGGCUGACUCAUCCAGCCGAGGCGAUGAGGAUGGUGUCUGGAAAACAAGCAGGUGUCCGGCCGAGAUUUGGUCCCUCCAAGAGAAUCUUGGAGCUGGCACAGCAUAAAACCUCAAAAACAAUCUGGGCGACGACUCCUUGUGAGAAGCUGAGGUGGGGCAACCAGGAGCCGAUACGGCCUAUCUCAUUUUCUGCACUCAGAGCUACUCCCAGUUCAAGAAUCCAAUACCUGGCCCAGCACAAAAGAGACUUCUCAGCAAGGGAGGACCCCCGGAGGAAACAGGUUGACGAGGAAGCAACAUGUUCCUUCAGGAAAACCAAGCAUCCUUCCUCCAAGGCGUCUCAAUAUGAAAACACUCUGCGCUUGUCAGCGCCCAGAAUCAGGAGCCGCGGUCCUCAGGAACCGGGGCCUCUGCACACACCUCAGUGUGAAAAUAACUGUCCUAUUUGGCACGUUGAUCCCAGAAUGAGAAAUGUUGUCAUCACUGCUCGAUUGCUGCAGCUCUCACAACCCAAACAGACACAUAAAGACUACAGCAGCAAUAGGGAGAGCGCAGCUUCUGUUGUCUCCUUUGCUUCCAGAGCAGCUCAGAUAUCUCAGAGAGUCGCCCAGCUGUCGCUACCUAAACUGAAACAGAGCAACAUCUGCUACCAGCUGGGACACCUUGAGGACACAAUCUGGACCGUCACCAGCAGCAAGAAAGGCUUCAGCAAGUGUUCGUGUUGAGCAGCUGGCAGCUCCAAAGCAGCUUCAUAAGGACUAUAUUCCUCCACGAGACCCAGUGUGGAGCCGGAAAAAUGCAAAGAACAACUGAGCUUCUGCUGAAAUAAUUCAGAAACUCACUACUUUUCUAGUUUGAACUUGAACUUGAAGGUGACCCUAUAUCUCCUGUCAUCCAUUUGUUUUUGUUCUGUGGUUGAAUCUUUAAAUUGUUAUGUCAUACUGAAAAUAUCUGCUUUUAACAUAUAAAACCCUGGUUUCCUCGAGCUGGAAACAUCGAUACAUGUGGUUUUUCCUCCACUGCUGAACUGGAUUCUAAAUUAUUAUUUUUUUUAUCACAACCACAUGUUUCGGACUUUGCACAAUGUAAAUGUGGUUCUCCCUGAGUAUUUUUAA
Cyprinodon variegatus (sheepshead minnow) is the source of this 2541-nucleotide messenger RNA. RefSeq names its product theg spermatid protein-like (gene spmap2l). The record is from RefSeq and is a predicted model, not a curated record. The transcript is spliced from 8 exons. NCBI's taxonomy places the organism in Eukaryota, Metazoa, Chordata, Actinopteri, Cyprinodontiformes, Cyprinodontidae. The coding region runs from base 1345 to 2151 and encodes 268 amino acids.